CUCUCACUUUGAGCACGUUCAUGGUCGUUAAAGGACCCAACCCAGCUCUCUUUGCAGGUGUCGCCCUUCUCUCUUUCGGUGCUUUCUAUUUCCUCGUAAAUCAUCGCGCAGUAACCGCACCAGCUUCUGCACGUCCUCGUCCCAACGACCACCCUCUUGUCCCUCCCAUUCAUAGCGAAGAGGCAGACAAGCCCAACCCUAGAACAAUCUAGAAGAAUAGACUUACCUCCUUCGACAAGAUGGUGGCCGACGUCUUGCACCAUCAUGGAGAUCAUCUAAAGACCGUCUUUGAUCAUAACAAAGUAGCUGUUAUCUUCGUCCUCGGUGGUCCAGGCGCCGGCAAGGGCACCCAAUGCGCCCGCCUCGUGCAAGAUUUCAACUUCUGCCAUCUGUCUGCUGGUGACCUCCUUCGCGCCGAGCAGGAUCGCGAGGGAUCUACUUAUGGCGAUCUCAUCAAGACUUGUAUCCGUGAAGGAACCAUCGUGCCCAUGGAAGUCACCAUCAAGCUGCUCGAGGCCGCAAUGCUUGAUGCGUGUAAGAUCAAGUCUGGGCUUGGCUGGGAGGACGGCAAGGGCCGUUUCCUCAUCGAUGGUUUCCCGCGCAAGAUGGACCAGGCUCUCAAGUUUGAGGAGGAUGUUUGUCUAUCUUCGUUAACCUUAUUCUUCACCACGACGGAAGAAGUCAUGCUCAAGCGCCUUCUUGUACGCGGACAAACCAGCGGUCGUGCAGAUGAUAAUGUAGAGAGCAUCAAGAAACGUUUUGGUACAUACAAGGAACAGACCAUGCCCGUCAUCGAGCACUACGCCAAGUUAAAUAAGAUCGCGAAGAUUGACAGUUCCCCGACCGUCGAAGAAGUUCACGCCGUAGCCAGCGAAGCAGUCAACAAGCUUUUUCACAGCGACCGCAUCACCAGUUCUUCAGCAUAACUCGGCAUCUCGCGUAGCACCAUCAACUUUUGAACCGAUUGUCGCACAUAUGCCCUCCUUGACCAUGAUCUUAAUUUACGCUGAUAUACCACGGUGGGCGUUCGCUGGUGGAGAAUGUGACAUAUAUGAUUCAUCCGGUUCAGAUAUACAUCGCCAGGCAUUGAAAUCGGCCUCAAAGUAUCAUAUGUAUACAGCGAGGUCUAACUUGUGUGAGGUCUGCGACAAGAUCAUUGACAGGGCUUUCCCGCCAGGCGGGAUCGUGAAGAUCGUCCCGUCCGCACAUAGAAGACGCGCUUCUUCGUCCGCUUUAUCUGGAAUCCAUUCCCAUCCGCCGACUCGGAAAUACUCCACGACAGGCAAUCCAAUACCUCCCUCGCCGACUUCUCCUUCUGCUCCAUACCUCAGUUUCACGUGCGCGCCAUCUGCAUACGCACUACCAAGCACCUGCCACGCCUUCCCCGUAAACCGCGUUCUUGUUUCCUCCGUCUCGUCCUUUACAGAAGGAUCUCUCUUUGGGCGGACGACAACUACAUCGAUUGCACCAUCUUCAUGGUUUGUAGAUGCCGAAGGAUGCGAUCGUGCGAGAGGGGAAAUGCGAAACGCAGGUUCAAGACGAUCGACAUUUAUGGUGCUCAAGAAGUACGCAAACGGUCCAUCGAGCUCUGUCUCCGCUUCCGAUACUGGGACGAAUGCGUCUGUCACAGGAUCGUAACGUUGCACACUCGACGAGGGCGGGAACGGAAGGAGGCGCACACGCGAGUGAUACCAUCGGGUUGCGUUCUGCUGCGCGGCCACCUUGAACCUUUCGAUUCCUGGCAUGCCUUUCCUAAGAGCCUCCGAAUCGUGCAAUAUAGAUGCAUGGAGGGAUGUCGAAGUGACCACAACGGACACAACAGAAGUAUGCGCCCUUGUCUCGCUGUCCUGAGAGGAAGCAUGCGGAGGCGUGAUGACGGUGUGCGAGAGCGUGAGCGUUUUCGCCGAUGGCGUAGGUCCAAGGAAAGCGUCAAGUGAUGCAAAUUGGUGAGAAGAGGUCUCUGUGCCCGUGGAUUGAGGGAAGAAGGAGGAGUGCAGUGCAUUCGCGGUCCCGCCUGGGAUAAGAGCGAUACGAAAUCGUGGAAACGGCUUCGAGUCGCCUCGCCGCGCACACUCCUCAUCCAGAAGAUUUACAAUCUCGUGUAGCGUUCCAUCACCCGAUACAAGGACGAUGUCGAUUACGACUCUGUCCUUAGCUGGAAACUGAUCGAUGAAAUUGACAACAAGUGAGCCGGCGUGUCCCGGACGCUCCGUGCUCACGACCCUAUCUGUGACUUUUCCAUGUUUUGAGAGGAGCGGAAGGAUGUGUUCUUCGACGAUCUGUUUGCCAGAACUGUUUCCGCUGACGGGAUUAUAGAGGACAAGAAGAGGCAUGUUCCGGGACCAAGCCAGUUGGAAGACCAAGAUGUAGAAAUUUGUUCCCAGAUAUAUAUCUGGACACUGGUCGGCCUUUGAACCCUGUGGGUGGGUGGCUUGAGCGGGAUCUGACUCACAUUGUACAGAAUGGUGCAGAAAGUGAUGGUGUACUCAGCGGGCCAAUAAAGAUAUACAGUUCACUUUUUAAUAAUGCAUAAAUCAGAAAAACCAUAAAAUAUUUCUCGCUCUC
Heterobasidion irregulare TC 32-1 is the source of this 2565-nucleotide messenger RNA. RefSeq lists its product as uncharacterized. Gene Ontology annotation, biological process: CDP biosynthetic process; 'de novo' pyrimidine nucleobase biosynthetic process; UDP biosynthetic process. The transcript is spliced from 7 exons. NCBI's taxonomy places the organism in Eukaryota, Fungi, Basidiomycota, Agaricomycetes, Russulales, Bondarzewiaceae. Gene Ontology annotation, cellular component: nucleus; cytoplasm. Gene Ontology annotation, molecular function: UMP kinase activity; ATP binding. Bases 240 to 926 code for a protein of 228 amino acids. The record is from RefSeq and is a predicted model, not a curated record.